This is a messenger RNA of Psylliodes chrysocephalus, 3402 nucleotides long. The record is from the annotation of a GenBank genome assembly. Lineage: Eukaryota; Metazoa; Arthropoda; Insecta; Coleoptera; Chrysomelidae.
UUUGUCUACGCUGCUGUCUAACCUAGAUUAUCGAAAUAAAAAUUGUACUGGUUUGUUUAAUAAAAUGAGAAAUUCCUUAGAUUAAUGAUUUACGAAAAUUUUUAAAGACAAAAACGGGAAUAAUGGAGUGUUUACUGGCCUACUAUAACGAAAAGUUCACUAAAAUAGAUGGAAAUAUUUUCGAAGUCUUCGCAAAAUUCUACAGCCUUGAUCUAACUCCUGUCGACUCUUGGCUAGAGAAUCAAUUCAAAAACAAGGCUGCAAAGGAUGAUAGGUUAUCUCUAUAUUACAGAAAAGAAGGUAACAAAUGUUAUGCCCAAAAGAAUUUGCUCAAGAGCCUAGAGUUUUAUACUAAAAGUUUGUGUACAGCCACACCUGGGAGUAGGGAGUAUGGCCUUGCCUUAGCCAACAGAUCAGCUGUUACAUUUGAAAUGAAAGAAUAUGAGAACUGUUUGAAGGAUAUUGAUUUGUGCUUUAACACAUGCUACCCUGUAGAGCUGAAGCCAAAAAUUUACUUCCGAAAAGCAGAAUGUUUUUUUGAGACUGGCCAAAAAGAGGAUUUUGAUAAAUGUGUGGCUGAAAUCCAUAGGUUUCUUUCUAUAACAUUAGUAGAUGAUAGAGAUAAACAUCUGGAUAAAUUAAAACAAAUCAAAAAAGCUAAAAUUAAGUGUAAAACCAUAGAAGUGCAUAGAGAUAAUUCGACUGACCUACCUGAAUUUCCAGAAGAAGAAAAUGAAGAUUUUGCUUAUGCUUCUUCAAAAGUCAAAAUGGGCUAUGAGAAAACAAAAGGCAGACAUGUAAUUGCUACUAAACCCAUUAAAAAGGGCGAGGUGCUAUUUAUAGAAAAAGCCUUUAUUUUUGCUCCUGUUUUCAAGGAGAACAAGGAAUUUUAUUCUUUUAAGUGCUAUAACUGUUUAAAAGAUAUCAUCAGCAGUAUUCCAUGUGCCAGUUGUACAUUAUGCGUGUACUGCAAUGAAAAGUGUAGAUUAACAUCUUGGAAUGAAUGUCAUAAGUGGGAAUGUGAAGGAAUGCAAGCGAACAUUUGGUAUGACCUAGGAAUUGCUUUUCCCGCAUUCAAAGCAGUUCUAAAAGGAGUAAAAUCGGGAUUUAAGGCUAUAAAGGGUGACUGUGAAGAAGACUUGAAGAAAUUCGGUGACAAGAAUGACAAUUAUCCUUAUUUUAAUAGAUUGGUAUCAAAUAUUUAUAAAAAUAAAAAUGCCGCACCUUACAUCUUGCUGGCGGCGGUAGUAGUCACGUAUUUAAAAAAGCACACUGACUUUUUCACAUGGUUUCUCAAACAGAAAAAUUGUCCCAGGAACGAUCUGAAUAUUCUGGUACAAUACAUUGGAGGACUCAUCACGAAACAUAUCGCGCAAUUGUCGUGCAAUUCUAGUAUAAUAGAGCACUGGACGUACUCGUCUUCAGAUCUGCUUUUUCCCGAUAUUUUAAUCACCAUCGCCUGCGGCAUGUUUCCAUCUGUAUGCAUCAUGAAUCACUCCUGCCGACCAAACGUAACUAACUUUUUUAUCUGUGAUACUAUAGUUAUAAAAGCUUUGGAAGAUAUUCAAGAAAACGAUGAAGUAUUUAAUUGUUACGGAAUUGACUACCGUGGAAUGAACAGAGAACAGCGCCAAAUAGCUUGUAGAAGUCUAUAUCACUUUGAAUGCAAAUGCGUUAUUUGCAGCGAUCCAGCUCAAGAAGUGGAAAUGUUGGACAGCUACCUGUGCCCGAAAUGCAGAGGUUGCAUUCCUGAAUUGCAAAAUGCCAGCUUGAGUUUUUGCAUCAACUGCGGUUACAAAUACUCAUUAAUACCUUUUAGAAAAAUCAACAGCGAUGCUCAAAAAUAUUUGCAAAACGAUGUUGGGAAUCAGCUUGAAUUAUUAGUGAAAUGUUUAAAAAUAAGAGAAAAAAUCCUCUACAAACAUCAUAAAGACUUUGAAGAGGUCUAUUACCGGCUGUACAGCUACUAUGUUGAAUCGGGCGAUGCUGAAAAUAUGUUUAAAUAUUUUCACCUCUGGUUAGAAAACGAAAAGGCAAGAAGAGGAGAUAAUUCUAGAGGUAUUGGAACCAAACUGUAUGAAGCUGCUUUAGCCAUUCUUCACUGCCUUCAGAAUGGAAAUCCCAAAAAUUGUACCAAUUUAAAAGCUUUUCUACAAAAUGUGGAGCAUAUGAUAAGAGAAGCCAAAAUGGUACUGAAUUUGUAUUACCCAGCAUACAUUACAAAUAGAUUAAGCAGAAAAAUUCAAUUUAUAUCAAAUAAAUAAUUUUUAUAAUAUAUUUUACUAACUUAUAAAUCAUUGUUUUUUUUUUACAUACAUAAGAAUAACAUUUAGGAUGUAUUUAUAAACAGAACUCAGCUGAGUCGGACUUGGGUUAGUCCUCCUUGAACGAAAAUCGAAGUUCGGUUAUAUCCCUGUGAAUUUAGAGAUGCUAGUAACAAAUCCAUAAAUGUACUUUAACAGUUACAGAUUUGCUAAUAUCUAGUGUAACACCGGAACCACCUGGAAUUUUAAAAGACGUGACCAAACUUCUAUUUUAGUUCAAGGACCUUAUAAAAGACAAGAACUUUUUAUUUCUUUAAAUAAUAUCACUUUUCAUUUUCCACUUGAAAGUCAAAUCUAAAAGUAUUAUUUGAAGGAGUAAAAUGAAAGUUAUCCACAGUAUUAACAGGUUCUAAGACUUCAUUGUUGAUAGAGAUAUUUGGUGUACUUUCUUCUAUUUUUCCGUCUUGGAUAGUAAAGUUAAAUUUAAAAUUAUUAUCUACUGCAGAAGAGAAGAAACUUUUCUUCAAAAAUAUCGUUUUCUUAUUUGGUGUGGCAGAUUUCAGUUUCAUAUUGGUGGCAUCUGAAAACAAAAAAAAAUAAAUUAGUAAAUUAAUAUACAAAAUAUUAGACUUUAAUAUACUUUUAGACAUCCUUUUUUCUUCUGCUGCCAUCUUUUCUCUAUAGUCUCCAAAAGACAACCUCAUAACUUGUCUUUUCUUUACUAUUGGAGCUGUAUUACUCAUUAAUGUGUUUAGUGCUUUUGAGUAAUCUUGAACUAAAAUACUUUUAUAUUAACAAAAAAUUUAAUGUUCUUAAUAUACUAUUAAACCUUGCUUAUUAUUUAAUUUUCCUGAAAUUAAAACUGUUCGAAGUUGUUGAAUACACCAACAUAAUUCAGACUCAAAUUGUUCUUGAUUUGGAAUUAUUUCUGUGCUAGAAUUGGUCUGACUUGUGCUUGGUUGUGGCAAAUUUUCUUGAUUGAUUUUUGGAGGUUUUGUUGGAUUUUUGUUUUUGAACAAUUUUGGUUUUGGUGGCAUCUUUGUUUGGAAGCCUUGAAAUUAAAUACCAUUGAGGGAGUAAGGAAGAAGUUGUAUGAAAAGUGAGGUUAAAGUGACUAAAAAGUGAAGUGCCACACUUA